Molecule: messenger RNA, 969 nt
Organism: Colletotrichum truncatum
Lineage: Eukaryota; Fungi; Ascomycota; Sordariomycetes; Glomerellales; Glomerellaceae
Product: twin-arginine translocation pathway signal
Source: RefSeq, a predicted model, not a curated record
AUGCCCUCCACGAUGAAGACCGCCCUCGUCGCCGCCCUGGCCGCAGUUGCCACCGCUUUCCCCACCGGCGCCAACAAAAGACAAGCUCCUCCCGCUCCCGGUGCUCCUCCUGCUGCUCCCCCGGCUGCCCCUCCCGCUGCUCCCGCUGCUGGAUUGACUGAUAUCGACAUUCUGCAAUUCGCUCUCACCUUGGAAUGGCUCGAGGGAACCUUUUACCAGCAGGGUUUCCAGAAGUUCCCUGCCAGUGACUUCAUGGCCCUCGGUCUCACUCAGGAGCAAGUCAACGACCUGCAGCAAGUCGGUGCUACCGAGCUGUCGCACGUCUCCUUCCUGCAAUCUGCCAUUGCUCAGGCCGGUACCCAGCCCGUCCAGCCCUGCCAGUACAACUUUGGCUUCACCGACGCCGCCAGCAUGGUAAAGACUGCCGCCAUCCUCGAGAAUGUCGGUGUCUCCGCCUAUCUCGGUGCCGCUCCCCUCGUCAAGGACAAGGCCAUCCUGGGCGCCGCCGGCUCUAUCCUCACCAUCGAGUCCCGUCAUCAGACCUUCAUCCGCGGAGCCUCCAAGCAGGUUGCUAUUCCCCAGGCCUUCGACGCUCCUCUCGGUGUCCGUGCCGUCUUCUCCCUGGCCGCGCCCUUCAUCACCUCCUGCCCGGCUGGCUCCAACCUUGCCCUGCAGCCCUUCCCCAAGCUGACCAUGACUGCUCCCGCUGCCCCCAGCGCUGUCGCUAUUGGUGCCCCCAUCGUGCUCCAGGCCGACACCGCCGCGCAAGCCAAGGCCUGUGCCUUCACUACCGGCGGUCUCCAGCCCGGCGGCACCACCUUCAGCCCCUUCAACCCCCAGACCGGUUGCGUCGUUCCCUCCGGCCUGAGCGGUAUCACCUACGUCUCCCUCACCAACCAGGCCCCGAUGACCGGCGUCCUCAGCGAUGACAUUACCGUGGCCGGCCCCAUGGUUCUUACCAUCUCAUAA